Messenger RNA from Penicillium cinerascens, 876 nucleotides. RefSeq lists its product as uncharacterized. Bases 1 to 876 code for a protein of 291 amino acids. The transcript has a single exon. Lineage: Eukaryota; Fungi; Ascomycota; Eurotiomycetes; Eurotiales; Aspergillaceae. The record is from RefSeq and is a predicted model, not a curated record.
AUGCGCAAACCGUCACUUGCACAGUCCGUGUACAACGCGACUUUCCCUCACCCGCGCCCUAGCGACCCGGGUACCUUCGCUGCUCACAUCACCCGUCAUCUCGUGCCCGAGGUACGUGUCGAGACCAGCGUCUUUUACGGUCCUCUCGACAGCAUCGAAGCCCAGUAUCCCGGACUGGACUACUCCCAUGGCCCUCAUCGCCUACGGCUUGGACGCUUCCCCUGGCACCGCAGGCUGUUCCGGGUGUUCGACGCGCUCAAGUUGACCAACGAAGAGAUCUCCGAGCUAUGCUGCUGGGAAGGUACCAAGUCGGCCCGUCAGCGCUACGAGGUGGAGGAGGGAACAACGGUGCGGGACUCCACAGGCGAUGAUGUUCAGCCUGCGAUGCCAACCCCCGCGCCCACCGUCGAGAUACACGCCGAUCUUGAUCUCUGCCAGCCAGACGACGAUCAAGAUCUGAAUAUGGAUGCCCGGAGUGACGACACCGUCCGUGCGAGCGAGUCUCGCAGCUCCAGCGUGGCUUCCGACUAUCGACAGCACGAGUUUGAAGAUGAAUACAGUGACGAAGAAGUAGAGAGCUGCGGGGUGGAACUGAACAACCGCCUGCGCGCUGCCAUGGUCGCGCGCGACCAGGGAGAUGAUGUACCUCUCGACGAGGACUGGGAACAGUGGUUCAAGGAGGCUGGUGAGCGUGGAGGAUACAACGAAGUGAUGCGUGCCAUUCGCUCAAACCAACCACUGAACAUCUUCCCCGAUCCCCCAAGUGCCAACCUGCAACACAACGACCGAGGCCUAUCUGCCACGACACUAUCGGCAGAAGCAUGGCUUCUCGCAAACCCCGGCCCGCGAUUCACCCCCAGGCCCGUCCUUCCAUGA